Ilyonectria robusta is the source of this 474-nucleotide messenger RNA. RefSeq lists its product as uncharacterized. NCBI's taxonomy places the organism in Eukaryota, Fungi, Ascomycota, Sordariomycetes, Hypocreales, Nectriaceae. The coding region runs from base 101 to 415 and encodes 104 amino acids. The transcript has a single exon. The record is from RefSeq and is a predicted model, not a curated record.
GCACAAAGACAAGCCUCUCCUUGCUAACCGCAAAUGUCAGUUGGCCCAGAACACUGAGAACACUGCCGGAGGGCGGCAAUGGCGUUCUGUGUUACACCAAAUGCCUGCCGCUCCGCUUGUCCCACCGUACGGAGGUCUUAACAUGUAUUCUAUAUCGCCGGGCUUACCGCCAUGUAAGCUAGCUGUAGUCGCAAACCAACCCUGCGCGGACCCAGCCUCCUGCUUCAGUGCAUCUCUAUCAUGCUCGUCGUCGCAAACGGCAACAAGCCCCGAUUCUAUUUUCCCGCGUCGAAGGGGACUCCAAACUGCGGGCGGUCUUCCACGAACGGGGGCGGCUGACAGGGAAGAACCCUGUGGAGAGCGAUUAGCGACCUGGUCCCUGGACCGUCUGAUAGCUAGGCUCGCUCUGGUAUAGCCCGGGCUGGGGAGCGUAGGCGAUUGGCACGUUUUCGACUUUUUGGCCUGGCGUUUGAG